Arabis nemorensis is the source of this 1548-nucleotide messenger RNA. The record is from the annotation of a GenBank genome assembly. NCBI's taxonomy places the organism in Eukaryota, Viridiplantae, Streptophyta, Magnoliopsida, Brassicales, Brassicaceae.
AUGGCAGCUCGAGGUGAUUCGUCGUAUGAAGAAGCGUUGGCUGCUUUGUCUUCAUUGAUAACGAAGCGAAGUCGUGCUGAUAAAAGCAAUAAAGGAGAUCGGUUUGAGUUAGUCUUUGAUUAUCUUAAGCUGCUUGACCUGGAAGAAGACAUGUUGAAGAUGAAAGUUAUCCAUGUAGCUGGAACCAAAGGCAAGGGAUCCACAUGUGCCUUUACAGAGUCUAUUUUGCGAAACCAUGGCUUCCGAACUGGACUCUUCACUUCACCUCACCUCAUUGAUGUCCGGGAAAGAUUUCGCUUGGAUGGUGUGGACAUAAGUGAAGAGAAAUUUUUGAGUUAUUUCUGGUGGUGCUACAACAGGCUUAAGGAGAGAACUAACGAGGAGAUACCAAUGCCUACAUAUUUCCGCUUCCUUGCGUUGCUAGCUUUUAAAAUAUUUGCUGCAGAAGAGGUGGAUGCUGCUAUACUGGAGGUAGGAUUAGGUGGGAAGUUUGAUGCCACCAAUGCGGUUCAGAAACCUGUGGUAUGUGGUGUUUCUUCGCUUGGAUAUGACCACAUGGAAAUCCUAGUUUCCUCAUCUUCCUUGCCCAUCUUUCAGCUUGGUGUUCCAGCUUUCACAGUUCCCCAACCUGAUGAAGCUAUGCGUGUCCUUGAAGAGAAAGCUUCCGAAUUAGAUGUGAAUCUUGAAGUGAUGCAACCACUAACCGCAAGGUUGUUAAGUGGUCAGAAACUUGGGCUUGAUGGGGAUCACCAAUAUGUCAAUGCUGGUCUAGCAGUUUCGCUUGCCACUACCUGGCUUCAGAAAUUUGGUAAUCUUGAAGUUCCAAGUCCGACUCAGAUGAGUAUUUUGCCACAGCAAUUCGUUAGAGGGUUAGCUACAGCGAGUUUGCAAGGACGAGCACAGGUCGUCCCCGAUCAAUUUAUUGAAUCUCGGACUUCAGGAGAUUUAGUAUUUUAUCUGGAUGGAGCUCACAGUCCGGAAAGCAUGGAAGUAUGCGCCAAAUGGUUUUCGUCUGCCGUUAAGGGAGAUAACCAGUCAGAGAGUUCAAAACAUUUGGUUAAUGGCUCCGCAGGAUCCUCUCAUGAGAAAUGGUCCGGUGAAACCUGCCAACAGAUAUUGUUGUUCAAUUGCAUGUCAGUUCGGGACCCAAAUCUACUGCUUCCACAUCUACGGAAUACAUGCGCAAAUCACGGUAUCCAUUUCAAGAAGGCAUUGUUUGUACCAAACAUGUCGGUGUAUCACAAGGUUGGUACAGCGGCUGAUUUGCCAGAGAAUGACCCACAUGUUGACUUGUCAUGGCAAUUCACACUCCAGAAAGUGUGGGAAAGCCUUGUCAAGAGUGACAAAGGAAAUGCAGAAGGAGAAGAAUAUAGAGGAAAAGAUGGUGAAAGUAGUAGUGGGAACAGUGAGGUGUUUACUUCACUUCCCAUGGCAAUAAAAUGGCUAAGAGAUAGUGUACAUGAGAGUAGCUCAUCCACACGUUUCCAGGUUCUUGUAACUGGUUCGUUACAUCUUGUGGGCGAUGUACUGAGAUUAAUCAGAAAAUGA